GUGUGUCAGUUCAAUAUAGAGAAGAGAGAACUGCUACAAGAACAUGUCUCUGUCCUGUGUAUUGCAGCGUUCUACUGAUCAGCUCCUGCCCUGUGCACUGAGGAUUGCAUUACCUCACAGGUUUGCUGCACCUCUCUGUACUUCAGUCACUUCGGAAAGAGUGCGAAUUAAUGGUGUCAAUCUACAUUACCAGCGUACGGGUGGCGGUGAUCAUGGAGUCCUGUUACUGCCUGGGGUACUAGGUAGCGGUCAGACAGACUUUCAUCCUCAGCUUAAACAACUUAAUAAAAGUGCUUUUACGCUAAUUGCAUGGGACCCUCGAGGAUAUGGACUCUCCAUUCCACCAUAUCGAGACUAUCCUAUGGACUUUUUUGAAAGAGAUGCAAAAGAUGCUGUAGACUUGAUGCAGGCCCUACAAUUCAAGAAAUUUUCAUUGCUAGGGUGGAGUGAUGGAGGCAUAACUGCACUGAUUGCUGCAGGAACUUACCCAUCUCUAAUCAAUAAACUUGUUAUCUGGGGAGCCAAUGCCUAUGUGACUGAAGAAGAUCUGAAAAUGUAUAAUGCUGUAAAGGAUGUCUCAAACUGGAGUCAAAAGAUGAGACAGCCUAUGGAAGAGUUGUAUGGAAAGGAGUAUUUUGCAAACACGUUUUCUGCUUGGGUUGAAGCUAUCGGUCAGUUUCUUAAUGUAUCAAAUGGUAAUAUAUGUCAGCACUUGCUAGCCUUAAUUGAUUGUCCAACAUUAAUUAUUCAUGGUGUUAAAGACCCAAUGGUUCCAUCAUUUCAUCCAGAAUAUCUUCACCAGCACAUUAAAAACUCAAGAUUACAUCUGAUGCCAAAAGGCAAACAUAAUCUUCACCUGAGAUAUGCUGAAGAGUUUAACAGUUUAGUUGAACAGUUCCUGCGCUCAUCAUGAUAUGUUCGGAAAGGACAGGUCUUCGAUGGAAAUAUGAUUGCCAUUCUAUGAUGAACUUAAUUAGUAAUUAAAAAACAUGAUCCACAAAUAGUAGACUGAAUUCAAGACAAGAAAAAAAUCAAGUUGUUUCAGCAGUCCUCUCAAUAUCUCUGCCUUCAUAGUAGUUUAUGAUUGUUAAAUUAUUCAUUUUCUUUUCUAAGACUUAGGCAAACCUGUGUUUGUUUUAUAUGGGGUAAAGCAUCCGGUUUUCUUUAAUCACAA
Rana temporaria (common frog) is the source of this 1174-nucleotide messenger RNA. It is a transcript of the gene BPHL, whose product is annotated as biphenyl hydrolase like. Lineage: Eukaryota; Metazoa; Chordata; Amphibia; Anura; Ranidae. The record is from RefSeq and is a predicted model, not a curated record. The coding region runs from base 44 to 913 and encodes 289 amino acids. The transcript is spliced from 7 exons.